GGUAGUGUGGAGGGGCAGGCUGGAGCUAGGUAGCUAAGCAGCUUGGCAAAUGGAGCUACUGAGGAUUCCACACAGGAACCCUGCAGUCCUCUCUACCGUUUAUGGGUUGAACCGCACGAAAUUGCCAAUAUUCGGCCAUUUGGAGCCAAGACAAAUGUCAGCUUUGUGGGGUGUAGCCUCACAGAGAGGCUGCUCGGGGGUCUUUGCAGAGGGUGGAUGAGCAGAGGGCAUACUCUGGAGCCUGCUGGGGGACCCAGCCCUGAGGCCACCAGGCCAGUGGUGCCCAGACUCUGGAGUGGGCUAGGAGAAAGGGGAGGUUCAGGAAACCCGGAGGUGGUAAAGUGGCAGAGCUGGGGCGGGGGGCGAGUGCAGCAGAGGAAAAGGUGCACUGAGGCUGAGGUCCAGGGUUGCGGACAUGUGGACCGUGUGAGUCCAGCCAGGUCUAUGUGCACCUCGUCUGAACUACAAUUUCCAAGUUACCAGUGACUGUGGAUAACUCUCAGGUCAGCAACUUGUCAGUUGAUUUCCAAGCUGCUGUUUAACAGACUCUGGCUCUGCAGGGAGCACCUGGGCAAGCUCCCUGCUGCGGGGUGGAUUCAGGCCCAUCUCACUGAUUCCUCUGCAGGCUGGACUCAGGCCCAUCUUGCUGAUUCCUCUUGCUUUUGUUGCUUUUGCUCUCCAGUGUGUCCUCAGGAGGUCAGAGCCCGCUUGUUGCUGCUUCAUGACCCCAGGAGGAGGGGCACCAACAUUAGGGCGCUAGCAUGUCCCCAGUGGUGGCUUCCCAGGGCUGCAACCCUGGGGGAGGGGUUAGGACAGGAACCCCUGUCGCUUGCUGCCACUGCCUGGGUCAACCGCCUGGCAGGACUGGCCACUCCUGCUCGAAAGGCUGAGGCCUUGCCUGCCUUCUCCUUUUACCCAGCGCUCAUGCAGGGACACACCAUGGUUGGCAUUCUGUCUGCUCACACGGAGCCUCCUCACCAUGACUGCAGCUUUGAAUUUCCAGAGCAGCAGCCGGCCAGAGAGAUCGAGCUCACCCUGCAGGUUUCCCACCCCACGGUGGCCUUGGGGACUCUGCUUACCAGCCACACCUCCGCGGCCUCCUGUCCGGGCUCUCCCACUCCAGCUGCCAUGGCAAAGCCAAGUGGGCCCUCCCUGGAGCUCUCCUGCCUCCUGGGGGUGCUGACUGUCCUCCUGUAG
Messenger RNA from Sapajus apella (tufted capuchin), 1197 nucleotides. RefSeq lists its product as uncharacterized. NCBI's taxonomy places the organism in Eukaryota, Metazoa, Chordata, Mammalia, Primates, Cebidae. The record is from RefSeq and is a predicted model, not a curated record.